This is a messenger RNA of Botrytis deweyae, 783 nucleotides long. RefSeq lists its product as uncharacterized. The transcript is spliced from 2 exons. The coding region runs from base 1 to 783 and encodes 260 amino acids. Lineage: Eukaryota; Fungi; Ascomycota; Leotiomycetes; Helotiales; Sclerotiniaceae. The record is from RefSeq and is a predicted model, not a curated record.
AUGUCCGAUAUCAUGGAACAGUCUCUUGAUGAUUUCUUGGAUCCCUCUCUGAGACAUCUGCUAUCCCCACCAGCUACACAUUCACCAAUUCACAAUGGCAUAAAUUCCGAUUCCUUGCCACUCGGGCAUAAAAAUAAUCAAGAUCGACUAGAAGCAUUUAACUCCCUCGCAGCCGCGUGUAUACGGGGCCCUUUAACACCCACUUCUUCGACACUUGUAAGCUUUGAGAACGCUGGAGGAUCAAUAAGUCUAUCACAGAGAAAUAAUGAUUAUCCGAUACAUUCUUCAAGACCUCCAACGAAAUCGUGCAGGUGUAUGCAGAAUCUCAUAGAUUGCAUGGGUCAGCUUCGGGCUAUAGAGCAACGAGAGUCGCCAGUGGGAAUAGAGGCAAAACUUCACCAUAGUCAAAAUGUUCUCACAACUUCUUUGGCCACCCUACAAUGUCUCUCAUGUUCUUCCGAUCCCCAAACUCUUCUUUUGUCCUCAAUUAUUAUGACCACCAUGGUUCACUGGGCGGAUUCGCUGGUUUCUCAGCGAGAGUUUGCUCAAUUCACGGUGAAGUACGGGGAGUAUACUGCGUCGGACGAAAAUUCCACAAUAGUAAAGACAGUCUUAACGGCCGGUGUGUUGGCGAAAAAUACCGCAAUAAUUGAUAGUUUUCGAGAAAGAAUGGAAAGUUUCAAAGGAGAGGGUCAUCAAGCACAGUACAUAAAAUUGCAGCUAGAUAGUCUGGCAAGCUUACUGAGCGAGGCGAGGAUGAGAUUCAAUGCCUCGAAUUUAUAA